Molecule: messenger RNA, 2669 nt
Organism: Aplysia californica (California sea hare)
Lineage: Eukaryota; Metazoa; Mollusca; Gastropoda; Aplysiida; Aplysiidae
Product: arp2/3 complex-activating protein rickA
Exons: 12
Coding region: 370-1674 (434 amino acids)
Source: RefSeq, a predicted model, not a curated record
GGCGAGUUUCGAUGCCUGGGCAGUCUCUGGACAGUAAUGGGCCUUCGAUUCGAGCGAAUACUUCCGGUAUUAUUGUUGUUGCAUUGGAAAGAUUAGGAGGAGUCACCGAGUCUUGUUGCUAAUAAAUCUGUGCAGAGGCUCACUCAUUGCUAUUUUUUAGUUGAUGUCCCUAUAUAUUUCUAUGUUUUAUUGAAUGCAAGUAUGCGUUCUAUGUAAUUAAAUCGACAGGAACUGUUUUUAAGGAAAAGAGCAUGCUUUGGCGGAAUUGAAAUUAAGUGCCUCUGGAUGCUAGCGAACUCUGCAACAUCUGAUUGAGACCUGAGAGAGUCAAGGAAAGGAAAGAGUGAGGGAGAGGCUGUUGCUAUCAUCAUGGAUAAGGCGGCCAGAGCUGUGAGAAGGAGCAGUGUUAAGCUGCUGUCUUUGGGAGGUGGGCAUGCUGACCUUCACGUGCUGCUGUCCGAGGUCAAGGACAUGAGGAACACUGCCAAAGCCUUCAUGAAUGCCCAGAAUACAGUGUCCCAAGAUUUCCUGAAGUGGGCUGUGAAUGAGGAAAACAGAGCUGUUCAGGAUGUGGCCAAUCAGCUUGCCGAGUUAAAUCUGUUAUGGACAGAAAUUCAACGAGAGUUUGGGGAGCACCUGAAGGAGUACCGUCACAUGUUUGACAUGAUUCUAGAAGGAGAAAAGCAUGUGGCGCAGUCCAAAAAUAACUUUGCAGCUUGUGAGCAGCGAGAAAUCAAAGCCAGGAAAGAGUUGAAGAAAGCUUUCAAGGUAUUGAGAGCUUCAUCGUCAGAGAUCCAAUCUCUCGAAGGUCGCCUGUCUCAGGCUGAGCGAGCAAAAGAUUUGGCCCAGAUCGAAGUGGCUGAUCGUAUCCGCGAAAACGAAGCUGUGAAACUGAUCCGGCUGAAGGAAGGACUGACUAAAUUGUCCCAGGCUUACUCGGACUUUGCCAGGAAGUGUGCUGUGGUGUUUGACGCUCAGCAGGAUAUUGUGCAGCAGCUCCCAGAUGUUCUUGAUCAGGACCUGGAGGACAUGAAAUACACAGGUUCCGGAGCCACCAGGUAUAGAGUGCAGCAGGCGAAAGAAAAAGUUCACAACUUUCGCAGAGGUAGAGAUGUUAAAUCUGCACUCCCCAAAUACAAUGAGCCACCCCCGCCUUAUUCCGUUGUGGAGGACAUGUCGCCCAACACGUCAGCCGUCAACCCUUCCCCUCGGAACAUGUCGCCGCGCAGGCGUUUGAGCUCGGCUCUCGACAGCUCCCAGGGUUCCUCGGGCCUGGACAACAGCGUCCUCCCUCCUCCUCCGUCAUCUUCCAGCUCUCUGGGCUCGCCGGCCCCUGCCCCUUCCUCGAUGUACCCGUCUCCUCCCUCCUCCUCGUACCCUCUGAACCCCGGCCCCCCGCUGCGACCCCCGGCCCCAGUGGCCGCGCCGGAAGGCCCUGCCGACUCGAUCACCUUGCCUGUGCAGCCCACCUCCAGCGACGACGACAUCCACAUCCCGGCCGUUCCCAGAGUUGCUUCGCCGUCUCCGCACCCACACCCACCCCCGCACAUACACCCGCACAUACUUACCGAGCUGCAGCGACAGGACCUGGCAGACCUUGUGGACUUUGACCCCAACUGGGACCACUGCUACGAGGAUGACCUGUCUGGUGCCAUGGGUGGCCUCAAAAUGUAGUGGUCCGUCUUGUGUCGUUUUAUAUGGCCUCUGUCAGCAGCCUUUGGAUAAGACGAUAAUAAGUAGCAUUAGUAUAGCGCAUAUCCUUACUCAACAGCAAGCUCCAUGCGCUUUGCAAUCUAUAUAUUUUAAUCCUAGCAGACCCAACAAAACUCCAAAUGUUUUAUGUGGCCUCAGUCAGCAGCUUCUAGAAGCUGUAGGAUGAUAUGAUAACUCUUAGCAUUUGUAUAGCGCACAUCAUUACUUGACAGCAAGCUCUAUGCGCUUCGCAUUCUAUAUAUUUUAAUCCCAGCAGACCCUAGAGCCCCUGAAAUGUAGCGGUCUGUCAUGUAUCUUUCUGUCUGCAGCCGCCUCUAGAAACUGUAGGAUGAUAUAACUUUUAGCAUUUGUAUAGCACAUAUUCCUACUCAACAACAAGUUCUAUCUGCUUUGCAAUCUAUAUAUUUUAUUCCCGGAAGACCCUAGAACUUUUGAGAUGUUGUGGUCUCGCCGUGUAUCGUUUCAUGUGGCUCUUGUCAGCAGCCUGUAGAGGCCGUAGGAUAAAAUGAUCUUAAAUAGCGUUUGUGUAUCGCAUGUCCCUACCCAACAGCAAGCUCUAUGCGCUCUACAAUUUAUGUAUUUAAACUGUAGCAGACCCUAUAACUCUCGGAAACAAUCUCGGCUGUCAGUUUUGAGUAGCAGUAGCAAACAGACACAUGCUGGACCUGCCAAAUAUCUGUUAAUUUUUUUUUUGCCUGUUGAAGAGACCUGAUCAGAUGGGGAGGGUUGCUUUUUUUUUUUUUUUGACACAUCUGAGAUCACGGCAGGUAGAAGAUGUCUGAUAGUGUUGUUCUUUUGAUAUGUGUGGCAUUGUGGUGAAUUCAGGUGUUCAUCAAAAUAGUGAAAUCGAGGAGAGCUACAUUUUUCCACUCAUUGAGCAAUUUUUGGUGAAAUUUUUGUUUUCUGGCUCAGCACCCUUAAUGUCCAUUUAAAAACACAUUCUGUGUGCAUUUUAC